AUGACAGCUAAUAAAGAAAACGAACAAAAUGAACCUCGUGAUAAGAGACAAGAACAUGUGUUUGGAAAUAUGCGAUUAAGAAGAAUCGUAAAAGAGAAUCACGGUCAAGACAUCAACCAGAUUGCUUUUUUCUUCAACAACAAAAACUUUAGUGCACCAAGUGGUUUAGAUCUCAACAAGACAUUUGACAAAAGAGGAGCAGUACAGAGAAAUAGCACAGAUACAAGCAAUAUAUUAGCUACCGUGGGAGGAUGCGAGUUGAGUGUAUAUGAUAAUGAACAUUGUGGAGACCAUUUGGAUAUUAUGUCUAAUUUUGAUAUCACUGAAGAAGAUGGCAGUAGUCAUGAGCUUUAUACAUUUUGCUGGUUAUAUAGACAAGGAGAUGCAUGGUUAGCCACGGCGGGCGCAGACAGUUUAAUUCAUAUCCUGAGCUUGGCCAACUCACAAGAAGUUAAAGUACUGGAAGGGCAUAAAAAAACCAUUCUUGAUUUACAAUCACAUCCUCAAAAUGAUAAUAUCAUCCUGUCAACAUCAAAGGACGGCACACUGCGAUUAUGGGAUAUAGAUGCAAGUGCUUGCUUGGCUAUUUUUGAAUGCGAUGCUACAGCUUCGUGCUUCCACCCUUCAGGUACAAAGUUUAUCACUGGUAAUUCAAGAGGUGAAUUGCGUGAGUGGGAGAUUCCAACAGCGACAGGCAUGGAAGAUGAGCCUAUUACGAUAACAAAGAAGCAUUCGCGUCUACUAAAAAAAAUGCAUGGUGAUAACUAUAUUGAUUGUAUUCGUUUUGCAAAUAACAAUGUUUUAUCAAAAUCAAUCAAUGGCAAAUUGGAAUAUUGGGAACUAGAUACAGAAAAGACUAUCAAAUCUAUUAGGUUGAGAUCAGGUGAAAACUACUCUAGAUUCGAUAUCAGUUUAGAUGAAGCCUAUGUGUGUGUGGGUACAAGCAAUGGAUCAUUAUUCAUUUACAACCUACACACAGGCAAUAUGGUAUCAGAGUUGGGUCAUAGAAGAUCAACGAAGGCUAUUCGAUGUUGUGUAUUCUCUAGAGAUUGCAGGCAAAUUGUGUCUGCUGGUGAAGACGGGCUUAUUAUGAGAUACGACUAUAUUGAUGAUGAUACACUUGCUGAAUGGGCCAAUUGGAAAAAGGCGUAA
Molecule: messenger RNA, 1152 nt
Organism: Rhizopus microsporus ATCC 52813
Lineage: Eukaryota; Fungi; Mucoromycota; Mucoromycetes; Mucorales; Rhizopodaceae
Product: WD40 repeat-like protein
Exons: 6
Coding region: 1-1152 (383 amino acids)
Biological process (GO): negative regulation of transcription by RNA polymerase II
Cellular component (GO): ESC/E(Z) complex
Molecular function (GO): protein binding; nucleosome binding
Source: RefSeq, a predicted model, not a curated record